UGGGAUCUUCCCGGACCAGGUCUCGAACCCGUGUCCCCUGCACUGGCAGGUGGAUUCUUAACCACUGCGCCACGAGGGAAGUCCUACCAAUGUUUUUUGAUUCAUGAUCUCAUUUUCUUUUCUGCAAGAAGCAGCUGGGCAUAAAGAGUGAUUUACUCAGAGUCUCAUAAUUAGUAAUGGAGCCGACUUGGGAUACACAUCCUCACUGGUGACCAGUUCUCUUUCUUCUGCGCUGGACUGCCUGUGACUUUAGAAUUCUAGUCUGGAUCUGUUACCCUGUAGGCCAGUUGUUGCCUUUGUGUUGUGCCCAAGUGGUAUAAUUACUUUUGGGAAGGUGCUGUUAUUCCGUUUUAUUUUACAGAAACUGGGGGUAAGAGGAAUUUUAUGGUUUUGUGAAUGUUUGUGACAGCUCUUUAGUAUUAAAGUCACUUUUCAACGUAGAGCGCCUUUCUCCUAGACCACAAAAGGAUUAGUUUUCGGACAAAACAAUCCAUUUCUGCAGUGGUUAUGGUUGGGGUAACCUAACACCCUAAUCACAUUCCCCUUGUGCGCCUGGCUACCUAUGCCACCUUGUAUGUGAAUGUUAACCCAAAAGACUCCUUUAGAUGUCGCUGAACUAGUUACUAUAAAAAGUAUUUCACUUUCAAACUCCCACAUUUCAAGAACAGAGAAAUUCAGCACAAAGGUAAUUCUGAGGUUUCCCUGGAACCUGGGCUCCCCGAGACGCAGCACUGGAGCAGAUGGAUAAUGGAGACUGGGGCUAUAUGAUGACUGACCCAGUCACGUUAAAUGUAGGUGGACACUUGUACACAACGUCUCUCACCACAUUGACGCGUUACCCGGAUUCCAUGCUUGGAGCUAUGUUUGGGGGGGACUUCCCCACAGCUCGAGACCCUCAAGGCAAUUACUUCAUUGAUCGAGAUGGACCUCUUUUCCGAUAUGUCCUCAACUUCUUGAGAACUUCAGAGUUGACCUUACCCCUGGAUUUUAAGGAAUUUGAUCUGCUUCGGAAAGAAGCAGAUUUUUAUCAGAUUGAGCCCUUGAUUCAGUGUCUCAAUGACCCCAAGCCUUUGUAUCCUAUGGAUACUUUUGAAGAAGUUGUGGAGUUAUCUAGUACUCGGAAGCUUUCUAAGUACUCCAAUCCAGUAGCUGUCAUCAUAACCCAAUUAACCAUCACCACCAAGGUCCAUUCCUUACUAGAAGGCAUAUCAAACUAUUUUACAAAGUGGAAUAAGCACAUGAUGGACACCAGAGAUUGCCAGGUUUCCUUUACUUUUGGACCCUGUGAUUAUCACCAGGAAGUUUCCCUCCGAGUCCACCUGAUGGAAUACAUUACAAAACAAGGUUUCACAAUCCGAAACACCCGAGUGCAUCACAUGAGUGAGCGGGCCAACGAGAACACAGUGGAGCACAACUGGACCUUCUGCAGGCUGGCCCGGAAGACAGAUGACUGACCUCCAGCACUGGGAGAAGUUCCUGGAAGUGGGCGCUCCAGGAGAUCCAAGAGGCUGAUUUUUUUUUUUUUUUU
Molecule: messenger RNA, 1528 nt
Organism: Balaenoptera musculus (blue whale)
Lineage: Eukaryota; Metazoa; Chordata; Mammalia; Artiodactyla; Balaenopteridae
Gene: KCTD6
Product: potassium channel tetramerization domain containing 6
Exons: 3
Coding region: 741-1454 (237 amino acids)
Biological process (GO): ubiquitin-dependent protein catabolic process; protein homooligomerization
Molecular function (GO): cullin family protein binding
Source: RefSeq, a predicted model, not a curated record